AUGAAGCUAUGGACUUUGCUUCAGAGCUUGGGGUGCUCUAUUGCUCAUGAACAACCUUGGAUAGCUUUGGGCUUGGCGGGCAAUCUGAAUGCAGACAAUGCAGUUGUAGCAGAAGCAGUGGAGACUUGGUUGCGCACAGGUGGUAGGGCUGUUGAUACAGCAUUGAUGUACUACAAUGAUGAAGGGCUCCGAGAAGGGAUGCGACGAUUCCUUGUAGACUUUCCAGACCAGCAAAGCAAUAUUUUCGUCUCAACAAAGAUUCCUCCGGAGCAAAUGGGUUUUCAUGGAAGCCUAAAUGCCAUCAAAGAAGCACAAAGUAGGAUUCUCGCAGAAAACACAGCACUGGAUUGUGUGUUGAUCCAUUGGCCUGGACGUACGUGGCCGAAACGCGAUACAGACCCACCCUGCGUGGUGGAUAGGGGGGCUUCUCAUGCUGGAGAUUGGUCUUUGUGCCGAACAGAAAGUUGGGCUGCUUUGCAGGAAGCGAAAGCGCUUGGUUUGGUGAAAUUGAUUGGUGUGUCCAAUUAUGAACUGCCUCAUCUGGAAGAGAUGAAUAGCAUCCCUGAUAUUCUCCAAGUCGAGUUUCAUCCUUGGUGGAUUCGCGGUGAUUUGCUACAAUGGUGUCGUGACCGAAAGGUGAAACUCGUUGCAUACAGCAGCCUUGGAGGUGCAAGUUCUAACUGGCUGGAAGAUCCGCUCUUGAAAGAGCUGGCACGACAAGAGCAUCUCACAGUGGCACAGCUCUUGCUCAAUUGGGCAGUCAGCCAAGGUGUAUCAGUGAUCCCAUCUGCUCGCAGCAAGGCACACAUGCAAGACAAUCUGCAUUGUUGUGAAAAGCCACUGUCCGCAGAGAUUCUGGAUGCGAUGUCAGCUCCCAUCGCUGCGCAGCAUCGCACAAUACAGCCCGAUCCACGUUGGAUACAUGUGCCUGGCGUAUCGGCCAGCGGCUUUGGUGGACCCGUCCCUCCUUCCCAUGCACACUUAAAUUUGUUUGGUGCUGUGGAGCGUAUUCACUUGGGAAGCCUUCGGAAGCAUUGCUGGGAAGAUGAUUUCCGGAAACCAUAUCCUUGUUGCGAUCCUUCAUUUGGUGUUGAAGGUUUGUCCACCUGCUGGGAUUCAGGUCUUAGCUUCAUGGAAUGUUGCUUACCCUCCAGCUUCUCAAGAUUUGCCAUACCGCUGUCAGCUGCCAAGCCGCAGCGAAGUGAUCGGGUGGAUUUUGUUGUUGUGGGCGCUGGUUCAGCCGGAAGCCUUGCUGCCUCCAGAAUUGCUCGUAGCGGCUUUUCAGUGGUUUUGGUGGAAUCCGGCGGAGACGGACUAUCUUCCAAGAAGGUCCAUCCCAAUCCUUCAUUGCCUGAACAGUUUGAUCAUUGGUUCGUUCAUAAUGUGGAGUGGAGCCUGGGUGAGGUGAUAAGAACAACACAAAUCAUUCAUGGCAGAGGGCUGGGAGGUAGCUCUUCAGUGAAUGGACGCAUAUAUACCCGCACACCACUGCCCUUUGCACCGUCACUGGUCUCAGCCGCUUACGCGGAUGUUGAAUCUGAGUUGUUGUUCGAGACGGAUGAGACAGUGUCAGACUCAUGGCAACAACGUAUAUUAGAUGCUGUUGUUGCAGCAGGUGUUCCACAUGCACCAAACGCAUCCAUGCUGCUCAAGCCAUCAAUAGGGCCCGUGCAAAAGAUUGCUGGCUGUAGAAAUGGUGGACAACUGUCAGCCUUUCACUGUGCACAGCGUUUGGAAGCAGAUAUUGAGAUCUUGCGGCACGCUCACGUAAACCGAGUGAUUUUUGGUGGCAACAAAGCUGUUGGCGUAGAAAUUGCUGGCAGCAAAGAUUCCACAGAAGUCCUUUGCAACCAUGGUGUGGUGCUAAGUGCAGGCGCUUUACAAACUCCUGCAAUCUUGGUGCGGUCAGGCAUAGGGCAUCCGCUUGAUUUGCGCCGGCUUGGCAUUGACAUGAAAGUUGAAAGUCAGGAGGUUGGUGCCAACCUGCAAGACCAUCCUUACUUACCUUUUCGUGUACGGACGAAAUAUACGUGCGCAACUAAGGGUAGUUUGUAUGCAUUCUAUUCGAACCUCACUGCGCAGGGGGGACAACAGCGGGUAUAUGAACUGCAACUGAUUCCACGUUGCCUAGAGAGCGGAGGACAUCAGCAGACGGAGCUUAAAGGGUAUUUGAUUCUGCUGAGGUCAAUGAAGGGAGGGCGAGUCGUGGUCCGCUCCACUGAUCCAGCAGAGCCACCUGCUGUUUUGAACAAUCCGUUUGCAGGAGAUGGGGGAGACGCAUGGUUACUUCUCCAUGGUUUGAGAGAAGUAUAUCAACGCCUGAAAGCAAGUCUCCCCGGAGCAAGCUUCGAUCCACCCUCAGAUUCCAUCAUGGAGGAUAGCUUAGGUGGCCAGUACUGCGCUCAGCAUUUAGGACUCUGGCAGCAUCCGAUGGGAUCUGCUCGAAUUGGACCUGUGUUGGACAAUUCUUUGCGUGUUCGUGGAGUGGAGGGACUGUACGUGGCUGAUGCAUCAGCUUUGCCGGAUUGGGCGCUUGCUGGUCAUCCGGAUGCUGCGAUUCGAGCACUUGGUGCUUUGGUGGCACAGUUUGCCACGCAAGAUGCCUUGAGACAAAACAGCUGCCAAGCAGGGUGUGUUGUAUAA
Durusdinium trenchii is the source of this 2643-nucleotide messenger RNA. The record is from the annotation of a GenBank genome assembly. Lineage: Eukaryota; Dinophyceae; Suessiales; Symbiodiniaceae.